This is a messenger RNA of Cladophialophora yegresii CBS 114405, 528 nucleotides long. RefSeq lists its product as uncharacterized. The record is from RefSeq and is a predicted model, not a curated record. The coding region runs from base 1 to 528 and encodes 175 amino acids. Lineage: Eukaryota; Fungi; Ascomycota; Eurotiomycetes; Chaetothyriales; Herpotrichiellaceae. The transcript has 2 exons.
AUGCACCGACCGACCGACCAACCAACGACUCAUUCAUACCUACCCGAUUAUGCACCGUCGCCCACCCCUGACGCCAACCUCGGCGGAGACGACGGCACAGCAUCCUCCCCAUCCUCCUCGGGUCCGCUCUCCACCGGCACAAUCGUCGGCAUCGUAACAGGCAGCGUCGUCGCCGCCGCCGGCAUCGUCGGCGCGGUCUUCAAAUGCCUCUCGUACCGACAUAAGAAAAAGCAAGCCUCAUUGAUCUGCCACCGCGGCGGAAACCCAGCAGCCACGAACACCCACAACCAAUUAGUUCAGUGGCAGCCCGCAUGGCAAGGCAUGCCGGCCGGGGCACUCACAGGCAACGCCGACGCGCGCGCCACGUACAAGAGGAAGGAAUUCGCGUUCGCGGGGGUAAGGCGCGUUAAGGAGACGUUCGAGCUCACGAGGCAGCCGACACCCGUGCCCACACCCACACCAGCACGGCCUGCCAGCGCGGUUCUGGGUAGAGGGAGGCAACCAGGGCGGAUUAUGGAGGAGGUGUGA